AUGAGAAAUUAUGAGCCAGCUGAGGGAGCAGUUCACGGAGAAGUUGACGGAACAGCUGACGGAGCAGCUGACGGAGCAGCUGUAGUUGUAGUAGAGGACGCCUUGGCAGCGAAGGCGUUACAGGGUGGAGAAGCAACGACUCAGGGAGCAGCGAGGGAUGAUGGCUUGGACGCGGAAAACCAGCGAGACGGUGCUGACGUGGACGCGGAAAAUGGAGAGUUGUUAGGUGCUUCCGGGUUGGACGGAGGUGAGUGGGCUGACAUGGCAGACGGUUUGCAAGACGGUGCAGAGGAGUUCAUUUUCGAUCCAGAUGUUCUGGCGAGCUUUGAAGAGGACCUUCGCAGGGAGAGGGAGUACCAGCAGACGCUGGAGCAGCUGCUGCUGAACCUACUCCCUGACCAAGGGACCGGGCUGGAUGGGAAUGAGGAGGGCGGGGGAGCAGAUGACGCAAGAGCAGCCUCUGUCGACGAUGCCGCAGCCAUUGCCGCCAUUGUGGCAGGCACAUACGCGCAAUCAGGAGGCACAGGCGGGCGCUCAGGUCGCACAGGGGAGCCUCCAGCAGGCAGAGUGGAAGGUGCAGGCAGUAGAGCGCAUGCGAGUGCUGGCACGACUUUUGAGGCGCCUCAAAAUUCAAGUCGCACAGAUCCGGGGGCAGGAAAGGAAGCUGCCAGGAAGGAGGGAGUGCCCGAACAAGGGUCAAACAGGAAAGACCAAGAAGCUGAGGAGGGGAAGGGGAAGGAGGAAGAGGAGGACGAGGAAGAGGGAGAGGAGGAGGAAGAAGAAGAGGGAGAGGGAGAGGGAGAGGGAGGAGGAGAGGGAGAGGGAGCGGGAGCGGGAGUGGAUGUGGGCGAUUUCCUAUUUGACCCGGAUUUACUGGAGGCUAUGGAAGCGGCUUUGGAGCAGCACAGUGCGGCGGACUGGCAGCGAAUCACCCCCCUCGCCAGCCCCAUGCACCCUGCCGUGGCGAACAGCAGAGUCAGUCCCAUGCAAGCUGCUAUGGUGGGCGGCAGGGUUAGUCCCAUGCAUGCUUCUCUUGUGGGUGGCAGAGUUAGCCCCAUGCAUGCUGCUUUGGUCGGCGGCAGGGUCAGUCCCAUGCGCAGGGGCGUGGGAAUGGGACAAGCCAGUCCAAUGAUUGCAGGCAUGACAGCUGGCAGGACAGCGCAUGGGGCAGCAGGCGGGGCAUCAGGCAUGGCAGCAGGUGGGGCGGGCGUAUCAGCGACCCCAUCAUCAGCUCCAGUGCUGCCAGGCAGGGGUGGUGGUGCGCAGGUGGCAGGGGGGGCGGGCAGGGCGGCGAGUCCCAGGCUAGGCAGCUUGCGCGGGGGGGGGAGCAGCCCCACCCCACGACGGCUGACAGACCCCAGUGCUGUGAGGCGAAGCUUUGAUGGUGCCGCCGCUGCUGACGCUGCUGCUGCUGCCAGUGGUGCCGGCGGGGUGCGUGGAAAAUGGGUGGCUGCUGUUGUGGCCUCUGCCAAUGCAGCCGACGCUGAGCACGGAGCAAACGCUGCAGAAGGAGAGGCGGCAGCAGGAGCAGCAGCAGGAGAUGCAGGGAAGGAGGCGGAUGCAGCAGUAACAAAAGGGGAGGAGGUAGCAGCAAAGAAGGAGGAGCCGGUGAUAGAAGCAAAGCCGGUUGUUCCCCCCGGACCCCCUCCCCCUCCUCCCCGGUCUCAGCUGCUAGAAAGUUUCGAACAGCGCUGCCCGCCGGGCGGGUCAGACGCAGUGGUGGUGUAUACCACCACGCUUCGGGCGGUGAGGAAAACUUUUGAGGACUGCGUUAAAGUGAAGAACGUGCUGCAGGCCCUACGAGUGGUAUACGAGGAGAGGGACAUCUCCAUGCGUGUCUCAUACAGGCAAGAGCUCAAAACGCUCAUGGCACCCGGAGCAGCAUCCCAAGCAGCAGCAGCAGCCGCCGGCUCCGUCCCGCGCCUCUUCAUCUGCGGCCGUUACAUCGGCGAUGCGGACACUGUACUACAGAUGUAUGACGACUACUUUUUAGCUGAGUUAAUCCAAGGGUUGCCGACUACUGAUGAUGAUGCGGGGAAGACAGGGUGUGGGACGUGUGGGGGGAGCAAGGUGGUUACGUGCCGGCAGUGCGGUGGUAACCACAAGGUGGUGACGAGUUACGGCAUGCGGAUAUGCUCGCAUUGUGAUGACACUGGGCAUGUGCCGUGCCACACCUGCGGAGGUGGGUAG
This is a messenger RNA of Closterium sp. Naga37s-1, 2190 nucleotides long. The record is from the annotation of a GenBank genome assembly. NCBI's taxonomy places the organism in Eukaryota, Viridiplantae, Streptophyta, Zygnematophyceae, Desmidiales, Closteriaceae.